Molecule: messenger RNA, 276 nt
Organism: Prunus armeniaca (apricot)
Lineage: Eukaryota; Viridiplantae; Streptophyta; Magnoliopsida; Rosales; Rosaceae
Source: the annotation of a GenBank genome assembly
AUGGCAAAGAAAGGAAGCUCAAAGUUGAAUAUUGCUAUUAUUCAUCCUGAUCUGGGUAUAGGUGGAGCUGAAAGACUAAUUGUUGAUGCGGCUGUGGAACUUGCAUCCCAUGGGCAUAAAGUUCAUGUUUUCACAGCGCACCAUGACAAAAAUCGCUGUUUUGAGGAGACUAUUUCUGGUGGUUGGAAUGUCUACGGUACAAUAAAUCAAAUAGGUGUGUUCGGCAACCACAAAAACUCAUGCCCAUAUCCUACAUCAAAUUGUAAUGCCAUUUGA